Cherax quadricarinatus is the source of this 4201-nucleotide messenger RNA. It is a transcript of the gene Sugb, whose product is annotated as Sugar baby. NCBI's taxonomy places the organism in Eukaryota, Metazoa, Arthropoda, Malacostraca, Decapoda, Parastacidae. The record is from RefSeq and is a predicted model, not a curated record. Gene Ontology annotation, cellular component: membrane. Gene Ontology annotation, molecular function: transmembrane transporter activity.
AAAUACACCAUGAGAGAACUGUAAUAAAGCUACAUGUAGCGUAGAUAAUGUGAGUGGUAAAUAAGACUGGUCCUCCACUUAAAGAAGCAGCAGCAGCAGCAGUGUUGAAGUAAAGUUUCUUAAGUCAACGAUUCCUACAGAAAACACUCCUAGAUCUGGUUAACUCCAACACUUAUAAAGAUGUCUGCUGCAUAAUAAGCAAGAGACCUACAUAGUGUUUGGAUUCAACAUAAAGAAAGUGCCUUGAUACAUAGCAUGGCAUGGUGGCAAUAUUUUACCAAGAUGAAGAUCAACAUGAAAAUCCUGCCUAUUAAGGCACAUUACUUCUUGAUUUUUGCAGAUAUGUGUUUUCCAAACAUAUCAGUCGUCAAAUAGAUUACAGUAUAAUGAAGGUACAGCUCCUGUCCUUCCCUUCUUGCCAGUGUAUGGGCGACAGCAGGGCAUCUCCCCAGCUGGCAUUGGGCUAAUAUACACUAUCCUGCCUUUUGUUGGACUUAUUGUCAAGACAGCAUCUGGGGCACUUUCUGAUUGGCUACGAAUUCAUCGUGGCAUGUUUCUGUCUUCAAUUGUUGUGUGUUUGAUUGGUUUUUUCAGUAUCUACUUUGUCCCUGCUGUACCUCAGAACUCAAACCAGGAGUUGGCUCAUGUCAAACUUGACUGCACGCAAUCUGCCACCUUCUUCAAGUACUGCUUUUCUAAAGAUAAAUGUGGCCAGAAUGAUUUUCUUGAUAGAAUCUCAGGCAAUUAUACAUCGACCUGUGAGGUAAGAUGCCAUUCGGAUGAAGAAGAUAUAAAAAAUAUUUGCAAUGCCUGGAAUUUAUCUUCAGUAUGUCAAGAAGGAGAACUCAACUUUACAGCAUCCUCCACCUUGUCUGACUAUAGCCUAGAACAUCUCUGCACUUUCUUCCCUAUCUUAGAAAUUGCAGUGACCGGAGAAGAGGUGAGUGAUCCCACCUGUCCUGCCCAAACUACCAUCAACUGUACAUUGUUAUGUAAAGACAACAGCCUCAUGAGUUACCUGGGGGCUCCCCUCACUGUCCCUCCCACCAGCAUUGAUGAACUGCUCUCUCAUCACCAGUUUUGGCUCUACGUGCUUUGUUUCAUUAUUGCUUGGUGUGGCCUGGCUGUCACUGUUGUCAUGUCCGACACUGUGUGCUUCCAACUCUUAGGAAGUGAGGGAAACAGAUACGGGGAGCAGCGUCUGUUUGGCUCCUUGGGCUGGGGAGCAUUGGUCAUUGUUGCUGGUGCUUUAAUUGACUAUUCAUCUCUGGGCUUACCUGAGAAGGACUACACCCCAGCAUUUGUUCUGAGCUUUGCCAUCCUCUUCGUCGAUGUUUUAGCAGCCACUCGCCUGGAGAUAGAGGGUAGUGAGAGGAGAACAGGAACUGCAGGAUCUGUGGCUCGUCUCAUCUGUGAACCUCGCAUUGUUCUCUUCAUUCUUUGUUGUGUUGUUGUUGGCAUAUCAACUGGCAUUCUUUGGACAUUCCAGCUCAUGUUGGUUGAGGAUAUAGCAUUUGGUUGGGACUGCCACUUUGGGGCUCUGAAGUUACUACAGGGACUUAUAAUGGGUGUCCAGUGCUUUGGAGGAGAGUUGCCCUUUUUCUUCCUGUCUGGCUGGUUUAUCAAGAAGUUGGGGCACGUCCAUGCCAUGUCCCUCGUCAUUGGAGUUUUUGGCAUCCGUUACAUUCUUUACUACACAGUCACAAACCCCUGGGUGUUUCUGCCAAUAGAACUUCUCAAUGGAUUUACGUUUGGAAUAUUUUAUGCCACCAUGACAUCAUAUGCCAGUCAUGUUGCACCGAGUGGGACAGAAGCAACAAUGCAGGGUAUUGUAGGUGCAGCAUUUGAAGGCAUUGGUGUUGCUACUGGUGGGUUUAUAGGAGGUUCAUUGUUCUUCACAGUGGGUGGACCAAAAACCUUUCUUUACACAGGAAUAUUCAACGUAGCCUUCACUGUUAUUCAUGUGAUUCUUCAACUUCUGCUUAGCAACUUUAGGCCACAGUCCACCCCAGUAGUAAUUCAUACGGAAGAAGGGGUCACCAGCCCAUUGCUCCCGGCAACCCAACCACCUCCUACGACACGCAUGGCUCAUGGAGUUUCAAAAAAUUCUUUUCCACCUCCCCAUGGAAAUGAAAGGAAAUAAAAAAGAACAAGAACUAUUUAGAAAAAAUAGGAGAAAAUUCAGAUUGGUGGGAACUCCUCUCCUAUGGGUUACAUGCCUCCCAGUGACAGUAUGAAGCCAGUUGCAGCUGAUGAUGCAGAUGCAAAUGGGGAAGAUGAAGAUUUUUGAAUAGAAGUUAUUCCCUGGUAUUUUGCAUAAAUUAAAGCUUAUCUCAGUUGUGCUUGAUGGUAAGAUAUACAAGUGCCUAAAGUGAAGCAGUUUUGCUUGAUCUUCCACACUGAGCCUAACUACAAUUCUCCUGUAAAAUAAGAUACCUCUUCAUAAAAGGCUGAGUAAUAUAUUCACACCAAGAAAUCUUUUUACUUAUUUAUUUUUAUAUGUAUUUAUUAUUUUAUAAACAAGUUCCUUAUUCUUUUAUUUUAAAUAAACUGUUGACGUACAAAAAAAAGAUUAUUUUUAUGCUCAUUUUGUUGAUGUAUAAAAUAGCUUUAUACUUCUCUUUGUGUCCUCAGUAUUGGGUGGUUGUUGUGGCCCUGUGUCUAAGUACAAUAUUCUAAUAUAGUGAAUUUACCAAUAUCUGAAACAUCUGAAAUAGUCAGGACCUAAGCCACAUUGUAAAUUUGGGAUUUUUGUAAAGUUGGAGUCAUAGCCAGAGAACGUGAAAAAGAAAAUUCCACAUUUCACUAAUUUCAAUCAGAAUCAUACGCUCACCACAUACAUACAGCAGCCAAUAAAUCGUUUAUAAAAAAAAAAUGCUUUGGGCACAAAUACGUAUAGAGUAGUGUGCAUGCGCACAUAUGUGUGCACACACAUGCACACACAUGCAUACACACUUGCACACACGCAUGUGUACGCAUAUGUGCACACACACAGAUGCACGUGUACACACACAGUAAUAUUAGGGUGUCCAAUCCAUAUUAGCUAGCAUCUUGGCCAAAGUGUGCAAGAAUUUAUCAAGUAUAACCACAAUAAUUGUUUCAGAGGUUCCUAUUAUUUGAGUCAUGAUAAUUGUAGAAUUUCUUUUUAAGCCAUGUUGCACCACUUACCAUGCUCUUCGAGUUAUAUUCAUUGUCGAACUUACUGAUACAGUUACGUGCACCAUAGCUUCCUGCACUUCAAAUCACUUCAGGAGCUUAGUAAUAUAUCAAAAGUAGUUUUUUAGUAUUCUCAGAAGUGCCUUUACAGUAAUAACACUAUGUAUCAUUUCACUGCAUUUUACAAAAUUUAUAGGUUAAUUUAGCAUUUUAGCUCAAAAGGAGGUAAGCUUCUGUUGGGUACCCAACUGCUCUUUUAAUACUAGAUAGUAAGCCUGUUGAUAACAGCAGUGCCUGUUCUAUACAGUGUUUUAAUUCACUUUAACCCAUGAGAGCUGGUGGUGAAUACUGCAUUAUCUAAGAGAUUACACAGUGUAGGUAAUGGAAUUAUCAUUGACACUUGUCAGACAAAAGACUAAUAUUAAGGCAUCAUCUCUAGAAACAUGAGCACGGGCAGUUUCCUUCACUUGUUUCUUGAUAACAUAUAAGGAAAAAAUUAUCAUAGUGCAUAAAUACAAAUAAUCUUUUUUAAGAAGGUGGUUGAGUGUGUAUGUGUGUUAUGUUUAUUUUUCAACAGAUCUAUCUACCAGGCUAAUUUUAAAUGUUUAGAAGGUAUUUUUUGUCUAAUUGUAAUUGUGAGUUGAACCACUGUUACUGUUUUAGAAUUGGAAAUAUCACCUCAAGUAAUUAGUGAUUUGUAAUGAAGGCAAAUUGCUGUUAUAAGAAGGGGAUAAAAGAGAGUGCAAAAAUUAUAGGGGGAGAAGUCUGUUGAGUGUACCUGGUAAAGUGUAUGGUAGAGUUAUAAUUGAAAGAAUUAAGAGUAAGACGGAGAAUAGGAUAGCAGAUGAACAAGGAGGCUUUAGGAAAGGUAGGGGGUGUGUGGACCAGGUGUUUACAGUGAAACAUAUAAGUGAACAGUAUUUAGAUAAGGCUAAAGAGGUCUUUGUGGCAUUUAUGGAUUUGGAAAAGGCGUAUGACAGGGUGGAUAGGGGGGCAAUGUGGCAGAUGUUGCAAGUGUAUGGUGUAGGAGGUAGGUUACUGAAAG